Messenger RNA from Cercocebus atys (sooty mangabey), 3621 nucleotides. RefSeq names its product cadherin 17, LI cadherin (liver-intestine) (gene CDH17). The transcript has 17 exons. Bases 129 to 2531 code for a protein of 800 amino acids. Gene Ontology annotation, cellular component: adherens junction; catenin complex; plasma membrane. NCBI's taxonomy places the organism in Eukaryota, Metazoa, Chordata, Mammalia, Primates, Cercopithecidae. Gene Ontology annotation, biological process: cell-cell junction assembly; homophilic cell-cell adhesion; calcium-dependent cell-cell adhesion. The record is from RefSeq and is a predicted model, not a curated record. Gene Ontology annotation, molecular function: cadherin binding; calcium ion binding.
AGGGAAGAGGAAGUGUUCCCCGGGGAGAUAACUCCAGUCGUAGCAAGAGUCUCAACCACUGAAUGGAAGAAAAGGACUUUUAACCACCAUUUUGUGACUUACAGAAAGGAAUUUGAAUAAAGAAAACUAUGAUACUUCAGGUCCAUCUUCACUCCCUGUGUCUUCUUAUGCUUUAUUUGGCAACUGGAUAUGGCCAAGAGGGGAAGUUUAGUGGACCCCUGAAACCCAUGACAUUUUCUAUUUAUGAAGGCCAAGAACCGAGUCAAAUUAUAUUCCAGUUUAAGGCCAAUCGUCCUGCUGUGACUUUUGAAUUAACUGGGGAGACAGACAACAUAUUCAAGAUAGAACGGGAGGGACUUCUGUAUUACACCAAAGCCUUGGACAGGGAAACAAGAUCCACACACAAUCUCCAGGUUGCAGCCCUGGAUGCUAAUGGAGCUAUAGUGGAGGGUCCAGUCCCCAUCACCAUAGAAGUGAAGGACGUCAAUGACAAUCGACCCACGUUUCUCCAGUCAAAGUACGAAGGCUCAGUAAGGCAGAACUCUCGCCCAGGAAAGCCCUUCUUGUAUGUCAAUGCCACAGACCUGGAUGAUCCGGCCACUCCCAAUGGCCAGCUUUCUUACCAGAUUGUCAUCCAGCUUCCUAUGAUCAACAAUGUCAUGUAUUUCCAGAUCAACAACAAAACGGGAGCCAUCUCUCUUACCCGAGAAGGAUCUCAGGAAUUGAACCCUGCUAAGAAUCCUUCCUAUAAUCUGGUGAUCUCAGUGAAGGACAUGGGAGGCCAGAGUGAGAAUUCCUUCAGUGAUACCACAUCUGUGGAUAUCAUAGUGACAGAGAAUAUUUGGAAAGCACCAGAACCUGUGGAGAUGGUGGAAAACUCGACUGAUCCUCACCCCAUCAAAAUCACUCAGGUGCGGUGGAAUGAUCCCGGUGCACAAUAUUCCUUAGUUGACAAAGAGAAGCUGCCAAGAUUCCCAUUUUCAAUUGACCAGGAAGGAGAUAUUUACGUGACUCAGCCCUUGGACCGAGAAGAAAAGGAUGCAUAUGUUUUUUAUGCAGUUGCAAAGGAUGAGUAUGGAAAACCACUUUCAUAUCCACUGGAAAUUCAUGUAAAAGUUCAAGACAUUAAUGAUAAUCCACCUACAUGUCCAUCACCAGUAACCGUAUUUGAGGUCCAGGAGAAUGAACGACUGGGUAACAGUAUUGGGACCCUUACUGCACAUGACAGCGAUGAAGAAAAUACUGCCAACAGUUUGUUGAACUACAGAAUUGUGGAGCAAACUCCCAAACUUCCCAUGGAUGGACUCUUCCUAAUCCAAACCUAUGCUGGAAUGUUACAGUUAGCUAAACAGUCCUUGAAGAAGCAAGAUACUCCUCAGUACAACCUAACGAUAGAGGUGUCUGACAAAGAUUUCAAGACCCUUUGUUUUGUGCAAAUCAACGUUAUUGAUAUCAAUGAUCAGAUCCCCAUCUUUGAAAAAUCAGAUUAUGGAAACCUAACUCUUGCUGAAGACACAAACGUUGGGUCCACCAUCUUAACCAUCCAGGCCACUGAUGCUGAUGAGCCAUUUACUGGGAGUUCUAAAAUUCUGUAUCAUGUCAUAAAGGGAGACAGUGAGGGACGCCUAGGGGUUGACACAGAUCCCCACACCAACACCGGAUAUGUAAUAAUUAAAAAGCCUCUUGAUUUUGAAACAGCAGCUAUUUCCAACAUUGUGUUCAAAGCAGAAAAUCCUGAGCCUCUAGUGUUUGGUGUGACGUACAAUGCAAGUUCUUUUGCCAAGUUCACGCUUUUUGUGACAGAUGUGAAUGAAGCACCUGAAUUUUCCCAAUACGUAUUCCAAGCGAAAGUCAGUGAGGAUGUAGCUAUAGGCACUAAAGUGGGCAAUGUGACUGCCAAGGAUCCAGAAGGUCUGGACAUAAGGUCUGAUCCCAUGUUUCAAUCAUUCAAUUCCUUAGGGGGGUCUUCCUUGAGCUCUGUGUCACAGUUCCACCUGAUCCUUACGGAUGUGAAUGACAACCCUCCCAGGCUGGCCAAGGACUACACGGACUUGUACUUCUGCCAUCCCCUCAGUGCACCUGGAAGUCUCAUUUUCGAGGCUACUGAUGAUGAUCAGCACUUAUUUCGGGGUCCCCACUUUACAUUUUCCAUCGCCAAUGAAAACCUACAGAACGACUGGCAAGUUUCCAAAAUCAAUGGUACUCAUGCCCGACUGUCUACCAGGCACACAGACUUUGAGGAGAAGGAAUAUGUUGUCUUGAUCCGCAUCAAUGAUGGGGGUCGGCCACCCUUGGAAAGCACUGUUUCUUUAACAGUUACAUUCUGCAGUUGUGGGGAAGAUGGUUGUUUCCGGCCAGCAGGUCACCAGCCUGGGAUACCCACUGUGGGCAUGGCAGUUGGUAUACUGCUGACCACUCUUCUGGUCAUUGGUAUAAUUUUAGCAGUUGUGUUUAUCCGCAUGAAGACAGAUAAAGGCAAAGAUAAUGUUGAAAGUGCUCAAGCAUCUGAAGUCAAACCUCUGAGAAGCUGAAUUUGAAAAGGAAUGUUUGAAUUUAUACAGCAAGUGCUAUUUCAAUAACGACCAUCUCAUCCUAUUACUUUUCAUCUAACAUAUGCAUUAUGCUUUUUUAAACAGAUAUUCCCUCUUGUCCUUUAAUAUUUACUAAAUAUUUCUUUUUUGAGAUGGAGUCUUGCUCUGUCACCCAGACUGGAGUACAGUGGUGCGAUCCUGGCUCACUGCAACCUCUGCCCCCUGGGUUCAAGUGAUUCUCCUGCCUCAGCUUCCUGACUAGCUGGGAUUAGAGGCACCUGCCACCACUCCCAGCUAAUUUUUGUAUUUUUAGUACAGAUGGGGUUUCACCAUCUUGGCCAGGCUGGUCUUGAACUCCUGACUUCAAGUGAUCUGCCUGCCUUGGUCUCCCAAUACAGGUGUGAACCACUGUACUCGCCUACUUAGAUAUUUUAUGUGCUACAUAGACAUUAGAGAUAUUUUUCAUUUUCCCAUCUCUGGGAAAUAGCUAUUUCCCUCUCUGCAAAUAGCUACUUGUGUUUUUCCCUUUUGGGGCAAGACAGACUCAUUAAAAAUUCUGUACAAUUUUUCUUUAUCAAGGAGGUAUAUCAGUUGUCUCCCAUAGAACUUCCUGGAUUCCAUUUGUGUUUUUUUCUGAUUCCAUCCUGUGUCCCCUUCAUCCUUGUGUCCUUUGGUAUUUCACUGAAUUUCAAACAUUUGUCAGAGAAGAAAAAAGUGAAGACUCAGGAAAAAGAAAUAAAUAAAAGAACAGCCUUUUCCCUUAGUAUGAACAGAAACACUUCUGUGUCAUUAACUGUCUUUAACCAAUGUGACAUGUUGCUCUUUGGUUGAAAUUCUUCAACUUGGAAAUGACACAGACCCACAGAAGAUGUUCAAACACAACCUACUCUGCAAACCUUGGUGCAGGAACCAGUCAGCUGGCCGGGUUUCCUCACUACCUGCCAUGCAUACAUGCUGCGCAUGUUUUCUUUAUUUGUAUGUUAAUAAAGUUUUGGUUUUUAUAUAUUUAACAUGUGGAAGAAAACAAGCCAUGAAAAGAGUGGUGACAAAUCAAGAAUAAACAUUGGUUGUGGUCAGUUUUAUUUGUUGA